This is a messenger RNA of Schistosoma guineensis, 2413 nucleotides long. The record is from the annotation of a GenBank genome assembly. Lineage: Eukaryota; Metazoa; Platyhelminthes; Trematoda; Strigeidida; Schistosomatidae.
GUUUUAUUUGCCAUUAAGCAAUUAAGACUACUUGUUAUACUCACCUCUGUCUUCAGGUGAUUUUUGAUCCAAUCUUCAAGAUAUCUUUUAUUGACUAACGACUUUUUAUACUGAAUAUUCCUGAAUUCUUUGCAGUCGAUACAAACCAAAAGGCAUAGAAAUCGAAUUUCUGUGUUGUUAUGCAAUUUGUUGUGAUAAUGUACUUCUAGACUGCCUAGUCACAACAGUUUGAAAUGACAUGGCUUCCGAAGUUUUCGACGAAUCAGCCAACAUCCUGAUGGUAAACGGUGCUGUUGAUCGUUAUGGAUUCUUCGAAGGUGAACAAUUCUGCGAAACAAACACGCGGAAACUUUCUGAAUCCUCUUUGAAUAAAAUACGCCGAAAAGAAUUGAAAUGGCAAAAUAUGCUGACUGAAUGGGAUAAAUGGAUGUAUUAUAAAACAGAUCGGGUGAGAAAUCAAUGUCGAAAAGGUAUUGCACCGGCUAUACGUUCAAGAGUGUGGCAGUAUCUCUGUGGAAGCCAUAGAAUAAUGCAGAUGGAACGUGGGAAAUAUCAGGUACUUUUGAGAAUGUCGGGUGAUCCAAAGACAAUUUCACAAAUCAAAUUAGAUGUCGACAGACAGUUGCCUAAUCACGUACUUUUUGCUACAAGCCAUGGUAAUGGAAAAGCAUCUCUGUUCAACGUACUCAAAGCAUAUUCACUGCUACAUCCUGCUACUGGCUAUUGCCAAGCUCAAGCACCGAUUGCUGCAGCGUUACUUAUACAUAUGCCAGAAGAGGAUGCAUUUUGGACCUUUGUCUGUUUAUGCAACCGAUAUAUGACCGAUUAUUUUAAAUCAGAUCUUGUACGUGUCAAAAUUGAAUUGAACAUGUUAUUUGAAUUGGUGAAGAAAUAUCAACCAGAUAUAUACCAUCACAUGGUGAAAUGUAAUACAGAGCCGGUAUAUUUUGCUAUUGACUGGUUCAUGUGUUUGUAUACACGCAAUUUGCCAUGGUCUACAGUCCUCCGUAUAUGGGAUAUGUUCUUCUUCGAAGGUGUGAAGGUUUUAUUUCGUAUUGGACUUUCUAUAUUUCAACUUUUACUGGGAGAUUCGAAUUCAAGAAGAAGAUUGAAUUCAAUGGAUAAAUUAAUGGAAUCUUUACGUAAUCUACCUAAAAAUAUAGUCGGUGAACAUGUGCUUAUUAAUCAUACGUACGUUAUUACCUAAACAAAUAUUACCACGUAGUUAUUCAACCAAUAACUGUUUAAUCAGUAUUGAAAUCUAAAUCACAUGAAAUAGAUAAACUGACAAACGAUAAUAACUUAGUAUAACAAACAAAUAGUCCUAUCUACGCUGGAAUGUUAUGCUCUCCUUCCUGGAUAGAUCACGUAUAAAUUGUUUCAAAGAUAAUACUUAAUUUCUUUAUAACACGGAAUGUUUUCAUUGCUGCAAGAGUGCUUCAAUUCAUAAUCCAAAACGAACAAUUUCAGUCAAUUAAAGCAACACAAUCAGAAAUGUGAGCGAAUCAAUAUGACAAUGGCCAUGACCAAGUAUAAACUAAAAUAACAUAGAUGUAGUUCAAGAAAAACAUAGAAAUUCAGUGAAGACGUAAGGAAAAAAACUACAAUAAAAUACAAAUGGUACCAUCUCAAAUGGAAUCAAAAGGUUGACGAAAUGAAAAUCUGGAAGAAUCAAGAAGAAUGUUACAUCAGUGUUCAUUUCGUUAUACAUUUAUCACUAAACAAGAACUUGUAAAACUGUAUCGAACACAACUAAAGUCUAUUGAGUUAAUAUCAUCAUCUUCAUCCUAAUUUCUAUGUCUUAUUCAUUUGAAUUAUGCUUCGAUUAAUCGAUGAUUUUGUUUCUUCUAGUGGAAAUCACUCUGUUCUUUUUCUUCUUCAGAAUUUACUUUUGCAAGUGUCAUAUUUCACUUAAAUUCAUAUAACACUGUUUAACUGCUUAAAUUCUAAUCCUUUUUUCAUUUUGUUUUGUACGUACAAUCAUAGGAGUGAAAUCAUUUAAGCAUAAACUCCAUAUUUUGCUAGUUCUAUUAUGACUUCUUUAAAAAGAGCCCUUGUCAUUUGAUUUGAUAAUUUUAAACUUUACAUUUACUUCAUUAAUUAAUGUAUCUCUGGUUAAGAUCACUGACUUUCAAUUCUUUUAUGCCUUCACGAAAAAAUGUGUAAAUUUAUUUGUUCAUAAAACAUUUGCUAUCAGUUUUACUUAAUAAUUUUUGCUUGUCAUGCUGCUGAGUAAUAACCAAGUAAUCCGACUGUCAUCCAUUUAUAAGAUUAAGUCUUUUGAAAGAAAUGAUCAAUCGGUCAUUACAUAUUAAAACUCGGUUAUUUUCUUUUACCUUAAAUGCAUUUUGUACAAAUAGUAAAUUAGGCUAUUUUUUACAUCAAUUAAAUACUAUGAAAAGCUUAACUAUAU